Molecule: messenger RNA, 678 nt
Organism: Adineta ricciae
Lineage: Eukaryota; Metazoa; Rotifera; Eurotatoria; Adinetida; Adinetidae
Source: the annotation of a GenBank genome assembly
AUGCACCCGAAGCGUACACAGCCGCCACGCAAAACGACACAAAACGCCGCAAAAUCCGGACCAAUCGGUCAGAAGAGGAAAGAAUGUAACAAACGGAACGCCGACGACGUCUCAUCAAUUUCAACAUCACCAGAGAUUCAAUCAUCUGAAGAUUCAAACAAAAUUACACGUUCAAAGAAGUCGUCAAAAGAAAAAAAGUCCACCGACAAGCUCGAUCAAGUGGAUGAUUCAAUGGAUAAUGCGCCACUCGCCGGUCGUAUCAAUACAAAUGCAUCCGAACCGCCUUCAAUAACAAUCAAUCUCAUCAAUGAAAGUGAUCAGGAACAAGAUGAAUCGUCAGAUUCUAACCAAGAAGAACCAAACACACCACAAUCCACCAAUAUCAACGAACAUGAUGAAAUUCUGUUCUCCACAGCAAGACCGACUACAAUAACCGAUAUUCUUUUCACAAACGAAGACAUGAAUCCAACAACGAACACCAAUAACAAUACAAGCACGCAAAAUACAGUGACUAUCAAGGACCUGUACGAUCCCGUAGACGAUCCAACAUCAAUAAUGGAACCUCCAAUCAAAGAUCCAUUUCAAUUCGACUUCACAAAUAUACCUAUUGUCAAUCAUCUCCGUCCACCGACUGUCAUUUUACCUAAAUCACAUCAAACUGGGCCAAAGCGAAACUAA